Coccomyxa subellipsoidea C-169 is the source of this 861-nucleotide messenger RNA. Its product is annotated as ribosomal protein L15e. The coding region runs from base 23 to 637 and encodes 204 amino acids. Gene Ontology annotation, molecular function: structural constituent of ribosome; RNA binding. NCBI's taxonomy places the organism in Eukaryota, Viridiplantae, Chlorophyta, Trebouxiophyceae, Coccomyxaceae. Gene Ontology annotation, biological process: cytoplasmic translation. The transcript has 6 exons. Gene Ontology annotation, cellular component: ribosome; cytosolic large ribosomal subunit. The record is from RefSeq and is a predicted model, not a curated record.
GUUGAGGAGCAGCCCAAGCAGGAUGGGCGCCUACAAGUAUUUGGAGGAGCUCUGGAAGCGCAAGCAGAGCGAUGUCCUCCGUUUCCUCCUGCGUGUGCGGUGCUGGGAAUACCGUCAGCUUCCCGGCAUCGUUCGAUUGACAGGCCCUUCACGCCCUGACAAGGCUCGUCGCCUUGGAUACAAGGCCAAGCAGGGAUUUGUUGUCUACCGCGUCAGAGUGCGCCGUGGUGGCCGCAAGAAGCCCGUGCACAAGGGUAUUGUGUACGGCAAGCCUGUGAACCAGGGCAUUACACAGCUGAAGCCCACCAGGAAUCUGCGCAGCGUGGCAGAGGAGCGCGCCGGGCGCAAACUGGGUGGCCUGCGUGUCCUCAACUCCUACUGGGUGAACCAGGACUCCACCUACAAGUACUUUGAGAUCAUCCUGGUGGACAUCGCACACAAGGUCGUCCGUGAGGACCCGAGGGUCAACUGGAUCGUUGACCCAGUGCACAAGCACCGCGAGCUGCGCGGCCUGACCAGCGCUGGCAAGAAGUUCCGCGGCCUGCGCCACAAGGGCCACGCCACCAACAAGCUGCGCCCUUCAAGGCGGGCUACCUGGAAGCGCAACAACCGCAUCUCACUCAAACGGUACCGGUAGACUGCCUGUCGUGGGGUUGACGAGUGCUUCUGGUACAUUUUCAAGUUGGCUCUGCCUGCUUUACUUGGCUGUCAGAUGUACUUCUUUGCCCGCAAGACAUAGGAGAGCCCAUCUUUUAUGAGCAAAAGUGUCCGCAAAUCUGCUUGAUUGGACUCUAGCAGUGUUGACUGGUCUGAGGCAGCUUUUCUGACAAGAAUGUAAUAUAAGUCCACUUUCAUGGAUGC